AUGCUUUCAAAGAAUAAUAUCACUGGAAUUAUCCCUGAAUCAAUAUGCAAUGCCAGUUAUCUAAGCGUUCUUGACUUAUCUGACAAUGCUUUGAGUGGCAAAAUACCCUCAUGCUUAAUUGAGAUCGAGACUCUUGCAGUGCUGAAUCUAGGGAGAAACAAGUUUAGUGGCAUUAUAUCUGGCGAAUUUCCAGGAAACUGUGUCUUACAGACUUUAGAUCUGAAUGGGAACCUUUUAGAAGGAAAAAUUCCAGUGUCUCUGGCCAAAUGCAAAGAGUUAGAGGUUUUAAACCUUGGGAACAAUCAGAUGGAUGAUAACUUUCCUUGCUGGUUGAAGAACAUAAGCAAUUUGCGUGUCCUUGUUUUGCGAGCCAACAAAUUGCAUGGACCCAUUGGAUGUCCAAAUAGCAACUCCACCUGGCCAAUGGUUCAAAUUGUGGACCUAGCUCACAACAAUUUCAGUGGUGAGUUACCAGCAAAGUGCUUCUUGACCUGGAGAGCAAUGAUGGCAGGCGACGAUGAAGUCGAAUCCAAGCAUAAAAACCUCGAAUUUGAGGUCUUAUUAGGAUGGUACUAUCAGGAUGCUGUAAGAGUUACCAGCAAAGGUCAAGAAUUGGAGUUGGUGAAGAUCCUAACGCUCUUCACCUCUAUUGACUUGUCACGCAACAAUUUCGAAGGGGAGAUACCAGAAGUAAUGGGAGACUUGACAUUACUUUAUGUUCUCAACUUAUCUGGCAAUGGUUUCACAGGGCGCAUCCCAUCAUCACUAGGACAGCUCCGACAGCUUGAGUCAUUAGACCUCUCAAUGAACAAGCUGAGCGGCGAGAUCCCUACACAGCUUGCGAGCCUAAAUUUCCUUUAA
This is a messenger RNA of Vitis vinifera (wine grape), 861 nucleotides long. Its product is annotated as receptor-like protein 33. The record is from RefSeq and is a predicted model, not a curated record. Gene Ontology annotation, molecular function: protein binding. Lineage: Eukaryota; Viridiplantae; Streptophyta; Magnoliopsida; Vitales; Vitaceae. The transcript has a single exon. Bases 1 to 861 code for a protein of 286 amino acids.